Cydia splendana is the source of this 4128-nucleotide messenger RNA. Its product is annotated as ankyrin repeat domain-containing protein 13C. Gene Ontology annotation, biological process: protein retention in ER lumen. NCBI's taxonomy places the organism in Eukaryota, Metazoa, Arthropoda, Insecta, Lepidoptera, Tortricidae. The record is from RefSeq and is a predicted model, not a curated record. Bases 324 to 1655 code for a protein of 443 amino acids. Gene Ontology annotation, cellular component: cytoplasm. The transcript has a single exon. Gene Ontology annotation, molecular function: signaling receptor binding.
CAACUUUAGCUGUUACGGCACGGCAUUUUCAUAAUUUUUAUAAAGAAAAGUUUAAACGUUUUAGUUUGAGAAUCAACAAAAUUUAACAGUGCUUCUAAAUUAAUGUGAAUAACUGACAGUUUCACUGACAGCUGCUGAGCUUUUGGGUUUCAGUCGUUGUAAUGUAAUUUGUCCGUAUCUACUAAAAACGAUUAUGAUGUUCGUACUUGGUGUAUUUUCCGCUAAAACUAAUCUAAUCUAAUCUUAGUGUAAAAUUACUCGCAAUAGCGCCUCAUUACGAUGAAUACUUUUAUAGGAGUGAUGAUUUAGGUGUGGUGACCGAAAUGUCUAAUUCAAAGUGUAGCGAGGAGGAUGAGGCGUUUCCUUUGCACGAGUGCGUGUUCAGGGGGGACGUACGAAAGCUGUCAUCUUUGCUACGGCUGGAGGACGUGGCACGCAAGGACAAACACGGCAACUCGGCGCUACACCUGGCGGUGAUGCUGGGGCGGCGCGAGUGUGUGCAGCUGCUGCUGGCGCACGGCGCACCCGUCAAGCUCAAAAACCUCGCGGGCUGGUCGCCGCUCGCCGAGGCCAUCAGUUAUGGGGACCGCCAGACCAUAUCCUCUCUCGUACGCAAACUCAAGCAGCAGGCUCGCGAACAAAUGGAACGAAGAAGACCUGACCUCAUUAGGGCUCUAGCCCAAAUACAAGAUUUCUACAUGGAACUAAAGUGGGAUUUUCACUCAUGGGUCCCUCUCGUCUCUAGAAUUCUACCAUCUGAUGUUUGUAAAAUUUAUAAAUCUGGUUCAGGAAUUAGAUUAGACACAACAUUAGUUGAUUUCACAGAUAUGAAAUGGGAGAGAGGAGAUAUAUCAUUUAUAUUUCAAGGAGAGAAGCAACCUAGUGAAUCACUCACCGUACUGGACAACAAAGCCAAGGUGUACCAGAGAGUGCGCUAUGAGGAGACAGAAAAUGAAAUAGAAGAUGAAGUAGACAUAUUGAUGUCAAGUGAUAUUUUGGCAGCUCAAAUGUCUACUAAAGGUAUAGCGUUUUUAAGAGCACAGUCAGGCUGGAUAUUUCGUGAAGACCGAAAAGAGACUGUAGCUGGACUUUACAGAAGUGACAUUUAUACUAUUUCUGGCCUUGUCCUGGAAUCACGUAAAAGACGCGAACACUUAUCCACAGAUGAUCUUCAAAAGAAUAAAGCUAUAAUUGAGAGUCUAACAAAAGGUAAUACACAGAAUUUAGAUACUAACGGAGAACCAACAAGGCGAGCAUCUUUAAACCCACCGCCAGAGAGUGGAGUAGACUGGGAAACCUACAUCGCUGCACCUCCAGGCCAAUACCCCAGUCUGGGCAGAGAACUAGUUUAUAAAGAGUCAUCCAGAAACUUUAGAGCUACCAUUGCUAUGAGUGAUGACUUUCCUCUAAGUGUUGAUAUGUUACUGAAUGUAUUAGAAGUAAUUGCACCAUUUAAACAUUUUGCUAAGUUGCGUCAGUUUGUUGCAAUGAAGUUGCCUAAUGGAUUCCCGGUUAAAAUAGAUAUACCAAUUUUACCUACAGUUACUGCAAAAAUAACUUUUCAAAAAUUUGAGUUCCAAAAUGAUAUACCAAACGACAUGUUCAUUAUACCAGAUGAUUACAUAGAAGACCCCAUGAGGUUUCCUGAUUUAUGACGCUUUGAUAUUUUAACAUUGUUUGAAGUUAGCGAAAAGCCUGUUUGGCGGCGAGAGGUAAAACAUGGGCAUGUCUUGAGAAUGGUAAGAAGCUCAUGCUGCAAGGCUUCUGCGCAAGGGCUCAUCACUAUAGAAUUCCCAAUGUUGUUCAGCCUAGGUAGCUCAUAUUCUAGCCACUGUGUUCUCUUUGUAGAGUAACUGUUUUUAAAAACGGAGUCCAAGGUGAACCCAAAAAUAUUCACUCCUACCAAAUGUUGCAAGUCGCCUACAUUUAUGUGUAGUUCCACCUUGUGUGUGUUACUUACAUCAUUUCUUUUUUAUUUGGUAUACAUACAGUGAAGUAAAUAAAAAUAUGGGAGCACUCGGCACUCAGUUACUGAAAUAUAUGUAAUUAAGUAGCUAGCUAUAAAUAAAAGGAAAGAUUAAAAAGCAACCAUUAUAGUAUUUCAUGCUACCUACACCAAGGUGCCAUGAAGAGCUUUCUUGGUAGUCCGUCUAUUUAGGUGUCAGUAUUUAGGGAUUUGUUAUGUUACCAAUAUGUUUUGCAGUUCAGAACUUAAAUUAGUGAUACAGUACAAUCUCGCUAAUUAAGCACUAUAGCUGACACAAGAGAGCUGGUUAAGUGGAAAAUUCUGAUAAGUAUGUCAUAUAAAUAGAGUUCUUUGUUAAUUACUCCGAGUAUAAAUACACUAUACUAAAAUAAUAUAUUUAAAAAAAAUCUGCUGUGUUACGCUUUUUAGCUAUUGUAUUGCAUAGCUAUUUAUAAACAGAAGGCAGUAUGAUAAAUUAAGUGUAGAUACUAAACUUGGACAUGCAGUAAAAUCUCAAUAAUCCGGCACUUCUAUGGUCCGGUCCGGCACUUCGAUAUCCAGUAAUCCGGCACUAAAAUUGGGAUACAAAUGAACAUCCUAUAUCCUAAUUUACUAUGUGCGCUAACAUUUUACCCCUUCAAUCUCUUUAUAAAUGGCUAAGUUAGAGUAGAUUUUUAUUUUGCAUUUAGUAUUUUAGUAAAAUGUAUUUCUUCAACAUACUAAAAAACACAUCAAUAAUAUGCAGAUUUGCUCUAACUUCCAGUAAACCGCAUUUUCCAGUAAUCUGACUGUCUUGUGUCAGCAUUAGUGCCGGUUUAGUGAGAUUGUACUGUAUAGUGAUCAGUUGCACCUCUGUUUUAGUGCCACUGAAGUACCGGAUUACUGAGAUUUUACUGUAUUACUAAUUGGUACAUGAUUUGCUCAUUAAAAAAUCUAAUCAUGUGGCAGUAUACCAUCAAUUGGCCCCCUCACCUUAAAGUGCAGCCACUGAAGAUUGUGCAUAUAAAUGAAGCAUAAUAUAUGUUGAUGUUUCAUAUUCAUUACAAUACGAAUGAUUUGUGAUGAAUUUGUGCCGGCUGACAGUCUGCCAGCUGUGACAUGGUACUAGGUUGGAACUACCUAACUACACACAUACAUGAAACUACCUAAGAACCAUAUUUUUACUACUUCUACUGUACUUUUGUAUUGUAUACAACUUCACUAGGGAUGUGUUAUUUGAAUGUAGUUUUUGUUUAAAAAGUAGAGGACGUAGUAGAUGUAAUUGAAAAACAUUGUGGAUGUAAUGGAAUUAUUAGGGGAAUGAAGUAACAGAUAGAUAAUAAACAAAACAGCCUUAUUCCAAAACCUCAUUGUUAGUCGUAAUUAGACUGAACUUUACGUUUAAGGGGAUUAUAUAACAACUAAUUAUUGUAUUUGUAGAUUCAAAUUUAGAAAAAUGUAGAUUAUGAUUACAAAUAGUGUAAAAUAAAAUAAUUGGUCACUACAGGUAGAUUCACAAGUACUUUUGGGUUUUUAUUAUGUUAUUGUUUUUGUUGCUUUUUUAUAAUUAUGUAAAAGAAACUUGGGUUUCUUAUAAAUUUUCUAUACAUUUGUACCUUUAUAGAGCUUAAUACAUUAUGUAACUUACUUUUUAUGUAAUAGAUAAACACCUGCAACUUACUGAUUAUUUUUGACAUGUAUGUAGGUACUGCUGAAUACUUAAUGUGGCUUUCUAAAAUUCUAAAACACUUAACAGAAUGGUCCAUACUGCACAUGAAGCAUAAGGACCCAUCUCUGAUAGAAAGCCACAAUAUUUGUUAUUGCUUGCCAAUAGUUAGUAAAUUAAGAUGUAGGCAAUGAAUGAGUUAUGAAAUGUAAAUGUGGUUCCUUUGUUAUUUAUUACCUCAAAUAGUCAUGGCCUAUGCAUCAUUUGUACCAUUUAUAUUGACUACCAUUUACUUCAUACAUCAUCGUCAAAACCACGUUUGUUAAUUAUAUUAUACAUAUAACAAGUUUUUAAAAAUGAGCUGUGUACACCUGUUAUUUCAAAUCAGCAGCUCUAACAAGUAUACAAUCACCCUCAUCUCAUGGUGAUGCAAAUUUACUUUGUCUCAUGCAGCUUAUUGUGUCAUAGUGUGUAAUCUAUACCUAAAUCUUAUUUAUAUUAUAUUUAUAGAAUUCCU